Messenger RNA from Eucalyptus grandis, 530 nucleotides. RefSeq names its product DNA-directed RNA polymerases II, IV and V subunit 12. The transcript is spliced from 3 exons. Lineage: Eukaryota; Viridiplantae; Streptophyta; Magnoliopsida; Myrtales; Myrtaceae. Gene Ontology annotation, biological process: DNA-templated transcription. Gene Ontology annotation, cellular component: RNA polymerase II, core complex; RNA polymerase I complex; RNA polymerase III complex. Gene Ontology annotation, molecular function: DNA binding; DNA-directed RNA polymerase activity; zinc ion binding. The record is from RefSeq and is a predicted model, not a curated record. Bases 104 to 259 code for a protein of 51 amino acids.
UCUGAGGCGUCCUCCUCCGUACCUUCUUCUUCAAAGCGAUUUCUCAAGAAAUCUCCGCGACCUCGCUCCCCGCUCGCACCGGCAAAAACCCUAACCGGAAUCAAUGGACCCGCAGCCUGAACCGGUCAGCUACAUCUGCGGAGAUUGCGGGAUGGAGAACACGCUGAAGCCCGGGGACGUCAUCCAGUGCAGGGAGUGCGGGUACCGCAUCCUCUACAAGAAGCGCACCCGCCGAAUCAUUCAGUAUGAGGCCCGUUGAAAGAGCUUGAGGAUGUGGGCUUCAAUUUCCAUACAGACUUGUUUGUCAUUGUGACUGGGGUACGUGGUGGUAUGUCUUUGGAAGGUAGUCAUGAACAGAAGAGAGGUAACUGCUGUGCAGUCUUGUAAGCAUGUGUGAGUGCCAACUUGUCAAGAGCUUGGAUAAUGUUGAUAUAAUUUUGGUUAAAUGUGUACUGUGACACCAGCUCGUUCCAAUUCUUCUUCUGUAUUGGGAGCAGUUUUUGUUUGUCAAUUAAUUCGUCUUCGUAUAA